Molecule: messenger RNA, 987 nt
Organism: Nannizzia gypsea CBS 118893
Lineage: Eukaryota; Fungi; Ascomycota; Eurotiomycetes; Onygenales; Arthrodermataceae
Exons: 4
Coding region: 1-987 (328 amino acids)
Source: RefSeq, a predicted model, not a curated record
AUGGCACAAACAGCACCACCAAGGAGCGACCCAACCUUAGAGAUAUGGAUAGGUGAACGGAGCCUCUACAUCCUCAUUGUCUUUUUGACUAUCAUCGGCUCCCUCAUCCUGAUCCCUACUGCAUAUAUUCGAUGGCGUCACAAACGGCUGAUGGAGUCGGAAGUCAUCUUUAUCGUUCUUGCAUAUGUAUUCUUCCUUGCAAACGAACUCGUCCUACUUGGUCUACAGACACGAGUCUACCGGCUGAGUUAUGUGGCCCUGGGCAUGAAACCGUUUUACAAGGAGCUCCUCCAGGAUCGACACGACGUUAUCAUCCUCGCAUAUGCCUCGACCUACCUCUUCUAUACCGCUCUCUGGUGCAUCAAAAUAUCCCUACUCCUUUUCUUCCGCCCAUUUUUAAAGGCAUUACCGGAUCAGCUUUUGUGGUGGAAAGUGACAAUCGCCUAUCUCACCGCCACCUUUAUAUUUGGAUUCCUCACUACUUUGCUCUCUUGUGGUGGACCUAAACAGCUCAACCGUAUUGGUCCCGGUCAAAAGUACUGUCAAGGACGUAUGGAAUCCCUAACCCGGAACCUGAGCUUAUUUGGUUGGUUUGCAAGCGAUGUCUCAACUGAUCUGCUGAUCAUGAUACUUCCACUACGACUCAUAUACGGAAUGCACAUUUCUUACGCCCAGAAGAUGAGAGCAGGCGCGCUUUUCUCUGUUGGGCUGCUCUGCAUGAUCACCUCUAUUAUCCGUCUUGUUCAGAUCGGCUCUAAGACAGGCAUCACGAACCCAAAUGUGCAAUGGUUGUCUCUUUGGGGGACCGUCGAAGCUACCACUGCUAUGAUUGUUGGAUGUCUUCCCACCUUCCGGUUACUCUUUAAGUCGCCCCCUGGACGUGAACAGGCCAAUUACCUGAUCAAAAUGCCUCAAUUGAAUCCUGGGUCUACUUCAAACCCUUCUACUUCGAGCGGUAGCCACCACGGAGUCCCUUCGUUAGCCUAA